UGCUAUAUCUGACUGGAGCCUGCCCUUCCUAUGAUCCCGGUUGUGUCAGAACUCCCUAGAGUCCAGCUCUCUCUGUGAUCUUAUGAUUCUAGGAUGCUGUGAUCCUGAGUUCCUGGGUGUGUCAGAGUUCCUGGGAGUCUAGCUGCCUCUGGGACCCUGAGAUUCUGAUGUGAUCAAGCUCGUGGGAGCCUGGGAUCCUGGGAUCCUGGGCUUGUUAGAGCUCAUGGGAAUGGAGCUUCCUCUAGGUAUUGUCCAACUGCCUGCGGAGUUUGUGCCCAAGAUAUGGAUGUAAUGAGGCCCUUAAUAAACGAGCAGAAUUUCGAUGGGUCGUCCGACGAGGAGCAGGAACAGACGCUCCUGCCCAUGCAGAAGCACUACCAGCUGGAUGGGCAGCAUGGAAUUUCAUUUGUGCAGACCCUGAUGCAUCUUCUCAAGGGGAACAUCGGAACUGGCCUUUUAGGGCUCCCCUUGGCAAUAAAGAACGCAGGCAUCGUGCUCGGACCAAUCAGCCUUGUGUUUAUAGGAAUUAUUUCCGUCCACUGUAUGCACAUAUUGGUACGUUGCAGUCACUUUCUAUGUCAGAGGUUUAAGAAGUCGACGCUGGGGUACAGUGACACCGUGAGUUUUGCCAUGGAGGCUAGCCCGUGGAGUUGUCUUCAGCGGCAGGCAGCAUGGGGGCGGAGCAUGGUCGACUUCUUUCUGGUGAUAACACAGCUGGGAUUCUGCAGCGUCUAUUUUGUCUUCUUAGCUGAGAAUGUGAAACAGGUUCAUGAAGGAUUCCUGGAGAGCACAGUGCUUGUUUCGAAUAGCUCGGAUCCGUCUCAUUCCUGUGAGAGAAGAAGUGUGGACCUCAGGAUCUACAUGCUCUGCUUUCUCCCAUUUAUAAUCCUCUUGGUCUUCAUUCGAGAGCUGAAGAAUCUCUUUGUACUUUCAUUCCUUGCCAACAUUUCCAUGGCUGCGAGUCUUGUGAUAAUUUACCAGUAUGUUGUUAGGAACAUGCCAGAUCCCCAUAACCUUCCAAUAGUGGCUGGUUGGAAGAAAUACCCACUGUUUUUUGGCACUGCUGUGUUUGCUUUUGAAGGCAUAGGAGUGGUGCUACCACUGGAGAACCAAAUGAGAGAGUCCAAACGGUUCCCUCAGGCAUUGAACAUUGGCAUGGCCAUCGUCACCGUGCUGUACAUCAGCCUAGCGACUUUAGGCUACAUGUGUUUCCGUGAUGAGAUCAAAGGCAGCAUCACACUGAAUCUUCCCCAGGACCUGUGGUUGUAUCAGUUAGUGAAAAUUCUGUAUUCCUUUGGCAUUUUUGUGACCUAUUCAAUUCAGUUCUAUGUCCCGGCAGAGAUCAUUAUCCCCGGAGUCACUGCUAGACUUCCUGAUAAAUGGAAGCGCAUCUGUGAAUUUGGGAUACGAUCCCUCUUGGUUAGUAUCACCUGUGCUGGGGCGGUUCUCAUUCCUCGCCUAGACAUUGUUAUCUCCUUCGUGGGGGCUGUGAGCAGCAGCACGCUAGCCCUGAUCCUGCCCCCACUUGUGGAAAUCCUUACAUUUUCUAAGGACCACUACAACAUAUGGAUGAUCCUGAAAAACAUUUCCAUAGCAUUCACUGGAGUCGUGGGCUUCUUGUUGGGCACGUAUGUCACUGUUGAAGAAAUUAUUUAUCCGACUACGGCAGUUGUCACUGGCACCUCCCAGAGUCCCUCUCUGAAUGCAAACUCUACAUGCAUAGCAAGUGGUUUGUAAUAGUGGGAGAAGAGCAGUGAACCCUCUCUUGUCACCCCAAUUCUAACAGCAAUCAAGAACGAGUACAGCACAUUGCCAUACACUAAACAGUGCCAAACUCCUGCUUUUUGUUGGCAGAUUAUUGUAAUUUGACUGUGAACUGGACAUCUUUUGCAGCUAUGAUAAACUAUGGCAGAUUAUUGCUUUUAUCUAAUGACAGUGAAAAAUUUUAAAUUAGCCUUGAAAAUUGAAAAAAUUUAAAAUUCAAAAUGUAAACAAUAAGCAUAGCCUAUUAUUCUGUUUCUGUAAGAAACACUUUAAGAGUUGUUUUUCUUACCACUAUUGAGAAGAUAAAGGAUUUCAACCUUGUAUAAAUUAAAUAGGGGCAUAAUUUAAAAACCUCUUUGAAGCAUCCCAUGAUGGCAAAGUACACCUCCCGUGUACGUGUGUACAAACAUGCAUUGAUUGUGUUUUUAUUCCAUGGGUGACGCUGCUGUCAGGCCCUGGAGCUCUAGGAGAUUCCACUGACCUCCAUGUAAGCAUUAGAAAGUUCCUAGAGCCAGAAUCACUUUAUUGAUCAGCUAUACAGAGAGUAGAGUGGUCACCGGAAAGCGCCGAACAAGGUUCUGACUUCGUCUUCAGUGGUAGGUGAAAAGGUCAGUGAGGUAUCUGGAAUAUUGCUCCCUUAGUUAUGUGUUGUUAGGGUUUCUGUUGCUGUGAUAAACACCACAACCAAAAGCAAUUAUGGAGGAGAGGGCUUCAGUUUACAGUUCCACAUCCCAACCCAUCAUCAAGGGAAGUCAGGAGUCAGAAACUCAAGGCAGGAACCUCUGGAAGCAGGAGCUGACGCAGGGGCCACGGAGGAAUGCUGCUCAUUGGCUUGCUUUUUUCUCAUGGCUUGCUCAGCUUCCUUUCUGGUUCUGCCCAUAGUGGGCCUAGCCCUCUCACAUCAAUCAUCAGUAGGGAAAAUGCCCCGACAGACUCGCCUACAGGUUAGUUUUGCAGAGACGUUUUCUCAAAUGAGUCUCUUCCAAAAUGACUCCAGAUUGUAUUGAGUUGAUAUAAAACUAACCAGGUUGGCUACCAUUGUAUGAAAUGGAGUCCCAGAAAUGUUAGGUGACUUGGUCAGGAAGACUCAGCCGUGAGUCAAGAGAACCUGAUAUUUGACUCAAUGCAGAGAUUGAAGAAAAAUUAAUUUUCAUGCCAUAGUCAAUAAUGAUAAAACACAUUUAGCUUAAUUUUAGUGUAAAGCUUAAUUACAUUUUUAUCCUUUGGGAGUAUGUGUCUUAUCUCUGAAUAGUAUAUGUGACACGAUAAAAAGCCAGAAAAGAAAUCCAAAAAACCUGCUUCGUGGCUUCAUAGACAUCAAACAGGGAAGGAAGCCAGCAGUCUUUUAUACAGCAGGAGACAGGCUUUCUUAGGGUGUGCCUUUAGGGCGGAGGCCACAGGAGGUGAGGUCCCUUCAACUGUAGGAGACAGCUGGCUAACUGUAAUGUUCUAGUCACAUGCUUCCUUGUCUCCUCGUUAAGCAGGAAUUAUAGAUACCUGACAAAAUACAGAAUUGUAGAUUUUCCUAGCCACAUAGCAUUCCUUACUGCAGUCUUCCAUUGAUCUGAAUGGGAAGAGUAAAGGAACUGCCGAAUGAAUGCUUAGGAAAACAAGGAGCAAUAGAGAACUAUCUAGUAAAUACCGGGUCCCUGCAGGCAUCGUCCAGAGAGGUGCCGCCUUCUCUCCAUCUUUAAACACACUAGCCAAAGCAAUCAAGCUCACCUGAUAAUGAAGAGAACUGGGGAGUUUGAAGGACUGAGUGGGGUCAUCUCCUGGACGUCUUUGCCCGUUGGCUCUAUAAUGUGUUAGCUGGAAGAUGUUACCAAGCUGUCCAUGGGAUUCUCUAUUUUUUUAUGUAAAUGUUAACUUAUUCAGGUGUGGCUUUGCUUAUGUCAUGACUUUGUCUUCAGGUGUGAGCCUAUAAAUAUAUCAGAAGCUUUAUUUUGCUAUGCAUUCGUAAGAACCAAAACUUUAAGAACAUUUAUGUUAGAUAUUUCUAAUAAUUGUUUAUAUUAUUGUAUGUUAAAUUGUUACUUCAAGUCUUCAGUCUUAGGCAGUGGAUAAGGUUGUGAGGAAAGUAAUUUCAUUGGAAUUUGACUAUGAGAAAUGUUUUAGCUGUUUUAAAAUGUACAGUGGCAUAUGGUGAGUUACAACUCCCUGGCCAGGAAGCAGCACGUGGUUCUUGUCAGCUGUGCUCACACUGCAUGCUCAGUUUUAUUUUUGUGUUUUCACCGCCCCUUGUGGAAUUCAAGUGCAGUGGGUUUUUAACUAGUGGGUCACUGCAAGGCUUUUUCAGUUCUGUACACAGGGUGUGAGCACCUUAUUAGCCAGGGUUUCUUAUGUAGUAAGACUGCUGAAUCAACAGCCCAUAUGGAAGUCCCCAGAUUAUCAACAAAAGAGGAGUCACAAUACAGACAGGAAGAUAGGCUGAGAGAAGAGGAGAUAGUUUUAAUUUGUAGUGUGAUGAAUUUGUAGUGUGAUGCACUGUUUACAUACAAUGUAUAAAAGACACACACUUAUUUGAGGGUGCCUGAAGAUGUACUUACCAUUUGAUCAUUUUUCUCUGGUAUUUGGUUUUACAGAAUUAUAUUUUCUAAAGAUUUUUGGAGAAGAUAUGUUGAUUCUAGCAGCUCUUCCUUUUGUUUGUGGGCCUGGAGGAAGGGGAAGCAGGCACACAUGCUAAACUCAUGUUUGCUGUCUUGAUGGAUCACAUGGUGACUGAAAUGACCCCAGGAGUUACUUCCUGUCAUGGUGGACCUGUCCCUGGAAGCUAGUCAGUUGCACGGGUGCUAUUUUCACUGUGAAGCCUUGAGAAGAAAGCUGCUGUUUACCUCCUGUGGGCUGUCUGUUCCCUGGCACUCCGAGGAGUGCAUUGGUGUCUGAGUCCUCUCAAAACACGGUUCCCACAGGACCUUUAACACAGGCUCUUUUCCUCCACAUGGCCCCAUCUCCCCACAGGUGAAGAAGUAGGAGCUGGGAAGUUUUCAGGUUAGAAGUGCCACUUAAUGCAAACAAAGCUCUGCUCCAAUUCUUUCCUGUUCUGUUCUCUCUGACCUGUCACCAAAGCUGGCUCUGAGUCUUGUUAGAUGAUGUAAAGUGUGUAUAAGCCAUUUAUGGCCGUGUGCUUGUGAAGUUCCUAACAGGGUUUGAUCUUACUUGGUGUAUGUGUAUUUGUGGUCCUAGAGAAUGCCAGCUUAUGUGCACAUCGAUACCCUCUCUAACUAGGUUUUACAUAGUUCACCAUUUCACUUUGGUGCCCACAGAUGCAGCACAUCUGUUACUGGCAGAAUAUGUUAGGCCUUGUGUGCAACUUCUUUUUCUUCAGUCAAGAUGGGAAAGAUCCAGAACAGAGCCAGUGGAGAUAAUAAAUGCCGUUGUUUCUAUAACAUGGAUGGUCCAGCAGAUCUUAACUGCUACAGAGCCUCAAUAAUGUACAAUUAUAAAGUGUUUGAAAAGUGUUUGUUUUUAACAGCUUGGCUCAGUUAUCUUCCCUUAAUUAAGAAAAUGUAAGGGGUUUGUCUAGUGCAGAUAACAGGGUUCUUCCUGUCAUUAAAUGGCUGCAUGUUACUGGCCACACAUGACUUUCUGCAUCUUGUUGGGUCUGACCUAGGAUGUAAAAGAAAUAUGCUUAGGAAAUGACAAGGUCUAGAAUUUAUCGCCUAAUGAGUGAAAUGAAAAAAUCUCACAGUUGUUCUGAUUUCCUGUUAUAAUUGGCUCAUCCUGUGUGCACCCAUGCAUGCCACUUCCUAGGGACUCACAUCUGAAUCCAUUUCAACUACUCUACCCCAGAUAGGACCAGAUGAUGACCACAUAGGAAAACCCAUACUCAUGACAUGAACAGUUCAGUCUAUAGAUUUUUGUUUUUCAAAAAUGAUUUUGUAAGCUUUAUUGAAAGUAAAGUUUCAUUGGACUUGUAUCAUUUCUUAUAUUUAUUUUUCUUUGUAAAAGUUUUAAAAUGUCUGAAAGUACGGUGACUUCUGAAUUGUCAAUAAAGUGUAAUUAUUUUGCUUG
Mastomys coucha (southern multimammate mouse) is the source of this 5775-nucleotide messenger RNA. RefSeq names its product solute carrier family 36 member 4 (gene Slc36a4). The coding region runs from base 283 to 1737 and encodes 484 amino acids. NCBI's taxonomy places the organism in Eukaryota, Metazoa, Chordata, Mammalia, Rodentia, Muridae. The transcript has 11 exons. Gene Ontology annotation, molecular function: L-alanine transmembrane transporter activity; L-proline transmembrane transporter activity. Gene Ontology annotation, cellular component: vacuolar membrane. Gene Ontology annotation, biological process: L-alanine transport; amino acid transmembrane transport. The record is from RefSeq and is a predicted model, not a curated record.